AUGCCAGCUGUUUGGGACUUAUAUGCUAUUAAAGCCAUUCUUCUACUUGAUAAUGAGGGAAAAAGAAUAGUCGCCAAGUACUAUGACAAUUCUUUUCCAACGACCAAGGCACAACUGGAUUUUGAAAAGAAACUCUUUGCCAAGACUAACAAAAGCCCAUAUGCUGAAAUCACUUUGUUUGAAGGAACUACAUGUGUUCACCGUACCACUUCAGACAUAUACUUUUACGUUAUCGGUGACGUUAAUGAAAAUGAGCUAAUGCUUAUGAAUGCACUUUCUUGCCUCCAUGACGCCAUCACGCAAAUUCUUCGGAAUAAUCUUGAAAAGAGGUCACUUCUUGACAAUUUGGAACUUAUUUACCUGUCUAUUGAUGAGCUUUGCGAUGGAGGAAUUAUUAUGGAGUGCGAUUCAUCUGCACUGGCAUCUCGUGUUGGAGUAAAACCAGAUGAGAAUACUUUGACUGAGAAGACUGUUCAAGAGGCUAUGCAGGCAGCUCGGGAACAAAUUAAAAUGGCUCUUCUUCGAUAA
Molecule: messenger RNA, 528 nt
Organism: Rodentolepis nana
Lineage: Eukaryota; Metazoa; Platyhelminthes; Cestoda; Cyclophyllidea; Hymenolepididae
Source: the annotation of a GenBank genome assembly